Molecule: messenger RNA, 1491 nt
Organism: Salvelinus sp. IW2-2015
Lineage: Eukaryota; Metazoa; Chordata; Actinopteri; Salmoniformes; Salmonidae
Gene: dmac2
Product: distal membrane arm assembly component 2
Cellular component (GO): cytoplasm
Source: RefSeq, a predicted model, not a curated record
CUGGCUCAACACAUGGCACAUAGCUAUGACUCCAGGUAAAUUGUCUUCUCACCUCUGCCUGCUUACAUUUAGUUUUGUAGAGUAAAAGACAAAUCAGUGGUGGACCUUUUAAAAAGGUGCUACCUAUCACAUUUUUCUAGAUUGUCAAUAGAACAGAUGUGAUAUAGUUUUGGGGAUCAAGUGAUAUGUUUGGUACUCGUGGGGGGCAAGAACAGUGUGGGCCGUUGAUCGCUGAAAAGUAACGAACUAAUCAAAUCAACAGUGAUUUGUUGGAGUGCAAAAGUCUACACAUACAUGGGGGCCCUCCAAGAACAGGAGUGAUGAACUGGUCUACGAAGUCAAAAUCCAAACUAUGCAACAUCACACAUGGACAAGAGUGGAGUUGAUGCGGCGAAGCUGUAGGCAGGUGACCCUCUUGGCAGCCGCAUCGCGUUACUGGAGCUCUAUCCCUGUGGCUCCGCCCUCACUACAGUCCAGGCUCCUCCUCUUCCUCAGCCAGCGUUUCCAUGACAUUGAGACUAUCCUCAGCUGGAGCUCCUGGUUCAAGAACCGAGGUCUACGACAGAAGAAUUUUUUCUAUGGUUACACCCAGCAAAACUAUGGGGACAACAUUGCUGCUGCUUAUUGCAUCCUUAGCCUGAAGGGAGGAUUCAGGUUUGCAGGGCAGUCAGAGUGGUUCCGAUCAGACAGAAGAGGGAAGUUCAAUUGGGACUUCAUGAACCACCGGGACACCUCCAUAGAGGAAGUGGAUGUCAGCAACACACUCAUUAACUACACGGGCCUGGAAAACCUGGUGAAACAGAGGGGGUUGCGUACUCUCUCUGUGAGUGGCUGCGCUGAGGUGGAUGACUGGUUCCUGUCCCGCCUCCAUAUCUUCCAGGACACCCUGGAGGAGCUUGACAUUUCGAACUGUCCCCGAAUCUCUGUGGGGGGCCUGGCCGCACUGCAGAAGCUGAGGGGUCUGCGACGGCUGAACGUGUCCUCCCUCCCCAAGCUCCAGAACCCUGGGCUGGUCGCCAUCCUGCUGGAGGAGAUGCUUCCUCAUUGCCAUGUUACUGCUGUCGGGUACGACCACAGCCUGAUCUACAGCCACACACAGACAGACGGCUAGACGCCCAGACACAGAUAAAGGCCCAGGCUGACGCUGGACGUCAAAAUCUGACUAGAGAAGUGGAGAGACACAAUCAAAGUUGGGCAUGGUGACAAAUGCUCUUAUUCGCUCUCUUUUUGUUUCUUUAACUAACAGUCACACAGACAGACAGGCAGGGAGGGAUGCCCAUUUAGUGUGUGAUGUAGAGCCUCACUGAUUUAAAAAAUGAUAAAUUAUCAGACAAGUGCUUUACUUACUUGUAGAGCAACAUUGUCGUCCUUAAGCUAUCAAAAUUAUCAGUCUAAAAAAAAUUCCCUCAAAAUAUGUAUAUAUGAUGAUGGUAUGGAUUAUUAUUAUUAUGUGUUGUAUUGGUGAUUUAAAUAAAAUAUUUGUAAAGUAUG